UUUGUGGACAGGGAGAUGUGUCCACGCCUUCUUCAUCCCAUCAGUCCUGUGCCCGCAUUCACUCCGGCCACACAUUGACUGCUAACAAGGAUUUCCCAUGGCGACGAUCGCUCCGUGUACACACCUCGCCUUUCUUCUUCUGCUGCUGCCUCAUUUCCUGGCGGUAUCACUCGCCAAUCAAGAUGACCUCCUGGUCGACACUAAGCAUGGGCAAGUUCAGGGAAAGCUUCUCUCAGUGCUAGGUGGGGAUGUUAGAGCGUUCCUGGGAAUUCCUUAUGGAAAACCACCUGUGGGGAAACUGAGGUUCAGAGCUCCAGAGCCAGUGGACAGAUGGGAACGCGUGAAGGAUGCCUCAAACUUCCCAAAUUCCUGCUACCAGUCACCGGAUACUUCAUUUCCAGGGUUUGAAGGAUCAGAGAUGUGGAACCCAAACACUCCUGUCAGUGAGGACUGUCUGUACCUCAACGUCUGGUCCCCACGAUUCAACAAAACUCAAUCCAAGCCCUCUCCGCUGGCUCCAGUCCUCGUCUGGAUCUAUGGGGGCGGGUUCUAUUCAGGAACUUCCUCUCUGGACAUUUAUAAUGGUCGCUUCCUGACUAAAUCCGAGGGUGUUGUUGUGGUAUCAAUGAAUUACAGACUCGGAGCGUUUGGCUUCCUGUCGAUUCCUGACAACAAGAACAUCCAAAGCAAUGUAGGCCUGCUGGACCAGCGCCUGGCGCUCAACUGGGUCGCCAACAACAUCGCUGCUUUUGGAGGGGAUUCUUCACAGGUGACUCUGUUUGGAGAGAGUGCUGGGUCAGCGUCUGUUGGCUUACACCUGCUCUCCCCGGGCAGCCAGAGUCUCUUCCAUAGGGCUGUGAUGCAGAGUGGCUCUCCUAAUGCACCCUGGGCAACGAUCAGCAAGGAGGAGAUCUGGCGCAGGUCCAUGAAGCUGGUGACGUUACUGGGGUGCCCCACGUCCCCUCCGGCUGAUAUGGAAGCUUGUAUGCGAAAGGCCGAUCCUCAGCAAAUCUCAUUGGAUCAAUUCAAUGUUCUCGGACAAACUUCAUUCUUUGCACCAACCUUUGCUCCUCAUGUUGAUGGGGACUUCCUGCCAGAUAAAGUUGAAGUUUUGCUUAGCACCGGCAAACUUCCAAAAAAAGAGGUCCUAUUUGGUUUAAACAAAGACGAAGGGACCUACUUCCUAGUUUAUGGAUUGCCUGGGUUUAACGUCCCCGGUCAGAGUCUCAUCACCAGGAAUGAAUUCCUAAAAGGAGUGGCAAUUGUAAUGGCAAAUGCAAGCAACCUCACAAGAGAUGCGGCCAUUUUCCAGUACACUGAGUGGGCAGAUGAGAACAACAGGAUGAAGAAUCGUGACUUGCUGGGAAGUCUGGUUGCAGACCACCUGUUUGUUUGUCCUCUACUAGAGUUUGCUCAGAGCUACUCAAACCGUGGCGGUAAGACUUUCCUCUAUUCAUUCGACCACCAGUCAUCUGCAAACCCAUGGCCAAAAUGGAUGGGCGUUAUGCACGGCUAUGAGAUAGAGUUCGUCUUCGGUAUGCCUCUGAACGCAUCCCUGGGAUACACGAAGAAUGAAGUGAACAUGACCAAGAAGUUUAUGAAACACUGGGCCAACUUUGCCCGAGUAGGAAAUCCAGGCCUUGAUGGAGCUAGCUGGCCCGUGUUCACCCCUGAAAAGCAGGAGUACGUCACUCUGAACUCCAACCAUCCUGAACAAAGGAAUAUGAUGUUAGCUAGAGAAUGUCAUCUCUGGAAAAAACUAAUACCAAAAGUACAAGGAGUCUCAGGUUAG
This is a messenger RNA of Notothenia coriiceps (black rockcod), 1792 nucleotides long. Its product is annotated as acetylcholinesterase-like. NCBI's taxonomy places the organism in Eukaryota, Metazoa, Chordata, Actinopteri, Perciformes, Nototheniidae. The record is from RefSeq and is a predicted model, not a curated record. Bases 98 to 1792 code for a protein of 564 amino acids. The transcript is spliced from 9 exons. Gene Ontology annotation, biological process: acetylcholine catabolic process; choline metabolic process. Gene Ontology annotation, molecular function: acetylcholinesterase activity. Gene Ontology annotation, cellular component: plasma membrane.